This is a messenger RNA of Linum trigynum, 438 nucleotides long. NCBI's taxonomy places the organism in Eukaryota, Viridiplantae, Streptophyta, Magnoliopsida, Malpighiales, Linaceae. The record is from the annotation of a GenBank genome assembly.
AUGAUCUGUAAAGCUUGUAAGCAGUUUGGGCAUGACUGUUCUAGGCCUGUAGGGAGAAGAACUAAACAGAUAUGGAGAAUUAAGGAAAAAAGAUCUGUUGUGGUUGAGUCUGUUGAGACGCUGGUUGACAAAGGAAAAGGGAUACUAAUUGAUCAGACUCAGGUCAUAACUGAGGAGAUUGGUUGUUCUAAUGCUGGGGAGUUGUUUUCUCCACCAAUCACUCAUUGUGCUCUACCAUCAACAGAGGUUUUCAAUGCUGCGGUAAAUGGGAGUAGGCCAAAGAUUGUGCAGGUUUCACCUCCACCAAUAUUGCAGAAUUCGUUUGCUGCUAUUUAUGCAAAGCCGCCAGUACUAAUCAACCCAGUUCCUCUCAGGGCUGGACGUGAAGGACUGAGAAGUGGGAAGGGAGCUGCGAAGGCAGCUUACCCUUCAAAAUGA